Molecule: messenger RNA, 1056 nt
Organism: Lotus japonicus
Lineage: Eukaryota; Viridiplantae; Streptophyta; Magnoliopsida; Fabales; Fabaceae
Exons: 1
Coding region: 1-1056 (351 amino acids)
Source: RefSeq, a predicted model, not a curated record
AUGGCGAUGGAUAUUGAAAGUGACUCGCUCUCUGGAGCAAACGUCGUGAAUGGCCUUGAUAGUGGCCAACCGCCGCCACCGCUGCAAGGUGAAGGGUCUCAGCCGUUUUUUCGGGAUACGCUAAUGGGAGGUGUACGCCAGACCCAGACUCGAGAGGUUGAAGAUAUGUGGCAGACAGGGAAAAUGAAGGUGGCUUUUGUUAAUGGAAAUAGACAAUUGCCCAAGCUCUUUGUGGAUAAAUCUGUCAUUGAUGGCAUGUGUUCACCAUGGCAGGAUGCAUUAGUGGUGGGUUUACUGGGAAAACGCCUUGGUUUUCGUACAAUGAAAAUCAAACUUAGCAAUAUGUGGAGACUGACAGGGGACUUUGAACUCCUGGAUGUAGACAAUGGUUUUUUCUUGGUAAAGUUCGACCAAGAGGAGGACAAAAAGAAGGUGAUGGACGGUGGACCGUGGAUGAUUUUUUAUCACUAUCUGGCGGUGGCUACUUGGAAUCGGUCGUUUAUUUGUCCAGUAGCACAAAUAAAGUCGACUCUGGCUUGGAUUCGUAUACCAGGGUUGAAUGUCACGUACUAUAAUGGAAGCUUCCUGCUGUCCAUGGCCAGGUUGAUAGGGAAACCUAUUAAGGUGGAUAGGAACACUCUGAGUGCAGAGCGAAGGAGAUUUGCUCGAAUAUGUAUUGAGAUUGAUCUGACAAUGCCUGUGGUGGGGAAGUUUUGGUUCGAGGGUUUUUGGUAUAAAUUGGAGUAUGAAGGACUUCACAUCAUUUGCCCAAAAUGUGGGUGCUAUGGGCACCGUGGACGAGAGUGUGUGGUGACGGAAGGAGGUGACUCGCAGCAGCCAGAGCAGCCUCCAAGUUCGACUCCGGCGUCAGAGGCGCCGCUGAAAGCUACAGAAACCCUAAUUCCCACUCAGCCGACAGGUCCAGAUAUGGAAACCCCGAUAAAGCCGGCGGGGAUUGAUCCAAUCAUUGUGGUCGUAGCGGAAUCGCAGGUGACUAAUGAAAGUGCAGUUACUGCAGUGGACCCAGCAAAUCUGGAGGUGCAGGUGAUUGGCUAA